GGCGCAGAGUGCUCUCAGGUUCACACUCGAGCACCGAGCGUCUAGGCCUAUAUCCGCGCCCUCGCCGACUCCGAGCGGCUAUAUUGCACCGGAGAGCAAGCCAAGGAGAAACAGAAGGAAGUAAUUCGAGAGCGCCAAUCAACCGAAGGAAAGACUGACCGACUGACGCCGGUCAACUGUUUCCAUACAACGACAAGAAGGCGACUACAGCAGACUAUACGAGGGAAGAGACUUGAAGCGACACCGAACGACUAGCCAUUGCUGGGUCCGUCUCUUUCAGACGAAGCCGAGCGCGAGCAAGCGUGCUCUUCACUGUCGACUUCAGCAGUUUACAGAGCGGAGCUGGAAGUUGGUCACCCGUGUUCUACUAGACCCAACUGACACGUCGACUACUAUUGACAUUUGUGGGGCCCACGCGGAAGCCAUCCGCAGAAUUACUGGAGUCUUGCGCACGGUGAAUGCGCCUGCCCCAGGCACAGCAGCAACAGCAGCGGAACGCCACCAGUAGCAGCAGCAGCGGGGGUGUUAGCGAGCCGCGGCCGCCGGCCAUGUCAUCGCGAUCGGGCCAGAAAGGCGGAGGUGGGGGCGGUAACAGCAGGCAGCCACCGACGUACGGCGGCAACUCGCGGACCGGAUCCUCUUCCUAUGCCAGCGGCAGCGGUAGCGGAGGCGGAGGAGGCGCCUCUUCCUAUGCCAGCGGCAGCGGAGGCGGAGGAGGCGGCGGUAACUAUUUUCACGGAAGCCGCGGCACUUCCUACAGGGGCAACGACGGCUGGACGGACCGCGGGGGCGGCGGAAGUGGCGGAAACGGUGCAAAUCGGCAGCGCUCGCACGGUGGUAGCCGGCCCCGCUCCAGAGAGGGCGGCGAGAGGCAGUCGUCGUCGGGCUUUGCUCAGCGCACCGCAGACAGUCACGGGUAUACGUCGUCACAUAGCCGACGGGCCGCCACCACCGCCGCCGCCUCGGCAAGCAGCUCGCGGCCGCCACAGCGCUCGUCCGGGGGCAGCGGGAGUUCCGGCAGCAGUGGAGCGCGGCAUCAGGACAGCGGGGCUACAGCUACGUCACACUCGCGAGAUGUUUCCACUGCCUCGAGCUACGGUCCGCCGCCCCCUUCAUCUACCGAUACGGCCGCUACUUCAUCCAGCCAACCAGUUGCAGUUUCUGCUCCGGUGGUGACUAGCGACAGUGCUCGGCAGCAAGAGCCGGAUCGAUUCCCCGCAACGGUUCCGGAGAGCCAGGCCGAACAGGUUCUGGCUACGCCGGUGGUGGUGCCGCAAGCGGAGGCGACGUCCCCCGUGCGUGAAGAACCAUGUUCCACGACACAGAGUCGCAGCAGGUGUGAAUAUCCUCCCGAAACCGCAAAGCCGAAGUUGCCCACACCGCAAAAGCAGGCAGCAGCCGCCGGAGCUGUGGGUUCGCAGCAGCAGGGUGGUGGCGGCCAGCCUUACGCCUUGCUGCCCACGCCGCCGCCCAGCACCACGCACGCCGUCAAGGCAUCGUCGGCGGGCAUGCCUUCGUCGUCGUUGCUACCAUGCCGACAGCAGCUGCCCGCCGAUGCUGCCAUGGUAACGGACCACCAGCAAGUCUCCAGCGUCGCAUCGGUGCACCCGGUCGCUCGUCAGCAGCAAAUGCUUGCGCAACUGCAGCAGCAGCAACAGCAAUACGCCGCAGAGCACCAGCAGCAAGCCCAGCAGCUGCAAAUGCAGUAUGCGGCAGGUGCGUACAGCAUGGAGUCACAGGCACAGCAACAGCAACAGCUACAGCAGCAGCAGCAGCAGCCGAUGAUGUACAGCGCACCGCAGCAGCAGAUCACACCAGCUGCUGUACAGCCUCCGGCGGUGCAGCAGCAACAACAGCAGAUGAUGGCGCCGACGCCCAGCGCCUACGAGCACAUGAUCCAGCAGGCCAGCGGCGGCGCCGCUAACUCGCCGGCCACUUACGCCAUGUGUGUCACAAGCCAGCAAGCGCAGCAGCAGAAAGCCUUCGGCGCGGGCGUCGCAAACGCUCUACCCGCGCCAUUCUCGCAGGAGUACAACCAGCAGCUGGUGCUGCAGUCGUCGUCCGCCGCUCAAAUCCAGCCGCACCAGCAGCAGCAGCAGCCGCCAACUCCGGUUCUGCAAGCUCCCGCCGUGACCAACCAGGUGGUCGUGCCCCUCGCCGCGGCUGCCACUCCUCCGGUCGUGGACAACAGCGGUGCCACGUAUUGUCUGCAGUACUCGGCACAAGACAGCAACAAGAUUCAGCUUGCGCCCAACGUCAUGAUUGACCCGCACGUAUACCAGACGGUGUACUCGGACAUUUCCGGCUACCCGUUGUACUCGACCCCCGCACAGGCCACGCCGAUCGUCUACCACCAGGGUGCUGCCGAGCCGCACUCCAUAAUGCCACCACCGCCGCCGCCACCAGUGCAGCGCCAACCGCAGCAGCCUCAGCAGCCGUCUCAGCACACCGCCGAGAUGAUGUGCCCGUCAGCCAACAUGCCGCCCUCGCUGCAGCAGCACCACCAGCAUCACCACCAGCAUCAGCAGCAGCAUCACCGUGGCAACGGCACUGGAAACCAACAGCAGCAGAGACCGCCGCGACCCCGCCGCCAGUCCAAGGCCAACGGAGCGACGCGCCAGCACCAGCAUCAGCAGAGCCAGCAGCAGCAGCAGGUGCUUCGCGCCCCGCGCGGCCCUCGUUCCAGCUCGCACUCGUCCAGCGAUGGACGAGUGUCGCGUCACUCCGUCGGUUCCGUGCACAACGGUGCUGUCGUUGCUGCUGUUGCCACGGGAACGGGAACGGCUAGCCAAGCCGAGUACCGGCCGCCGAGCCGAGGAGCUGCUGCCAGGCCGCUCAUGAGCAAGCUCCGCGUGCCGGACAGCGAAGAUCGUUGCAGGAGCAGUGCGGACGAGGGCGAGAUGGACGCCGACAAGGAGUCGUUCAUCAAGGACCUCGACGUCUUCUACAACCUGAGGGACGUGCACAUCGGGUGCAUCUUGCGCUUCCAGUACCUGUGCAUAGUACGAUGCAAGCUGACGCUUGUUGAAUACUUUGCAGUUUACCUUGGUAACUGCAUGGUGGCCCACUGCGCGAGCUUAGACGACCAUGCGCUGGAGCAUCUGGCAUUCCUGCGGGCCAUGGUUCCCACCGAGCAGGAGACGACCAGCCCCGACUUCUACCCGCGCUGCAAGGUGCAGCUAACGCAGAUGUCGAACAUGAACGGCGAGGGCAACCUCUACCGCGUCAUCCCGCUCAGCAUCGAGCACAUGCGCGCCGUCGACGCCAGCACCACGGCACACUCGUCGCGCAUGAGCAGCCGACGCUCCCUGAGCCUGAUGGGCUACGUGGGUUUCAGCAGCCGCGACUCGCUGUUCAAGCUGCACGAGGACUUCAAGGACCUGACCACCAACACGCGGCCGCUGAUCAUGAACACCGGCCGCAUCCGCCUCAAGUGCACCUGGACAUCCCUGGCGUUCGCCAUCUGGUGCGCCUACGGCAGCCAGUACAUGGUUCCGGUGGACGUGCUGUACUAUGUCGGUGCAGAGGCCGACCUGGACAUUACGCCGGCAACGGACGUUCAGAAAACGCUCGUCCAGCACCUGCAGGCCAUCGUGGACAGCCUGGAGCGUCGGCCGCCGACCGGCAUUCACUACGUCGGCGGGUGCUUGUACAACCUGCAGCAGCCACCGCCACUCGAGGGCGGCGACGCACCGAUUGUUUACUACCCCGAUGAGGACAGCAGUAGCGGGCAGAGUGAGCUGCAGGCAUCAUCGAUAUCACCGCUCUGCAUUCCUCCAAGCAAUAUAUCUGGUUGGCAAUGCGGUGCUCAAAGCCCGACGGGGACCACUGCGAUGUCCAGCAGCAGCCGGUGCGUUGCGCCGAGCAACCUCCGUGCCAAGGUGCAGCUCGUCGGCAUGAGCACGGAGCACGACGGCGUUCCCGUUCUGUUCCACGACGAAGAAACCGGCCUCUACUUCUACUUUGCCACCGCCGCCACGCCCACUGCCACGCCGCCAACGCUGCCGCAGACAAGCCAGGUCGAGGUGCUGCCGCCUCCGGCUGUGGCCGCAGCACCACAGGACGCCGCCAGGUGCAGUGAACUGGACAGUGACGAUAGUGACGACGGCGUGCACGUCACGGUGCAGUGUACUGCUGCCGUCGCGGACAUUGCCGCCAACUACGCUAGCGGCAACGGGAGCGGUGCCGAUGCGGCCGCCGCCGAAUGCUCGGCAGCGGAUUCCGUUGGCAAGGCGACGGGAUCCGCGAAUCUGGCCACUGUUGUUGUGCCCUCUACCGGCGGCGAGCAGGCCUUGGAAUCCUCAACUGCUUGCCUUCUUGAACCGCGAGUGUUUAGUAGAGAAUCCCGUCCGCCGGCGGACUGUGCUUGGAUGGAGAAAGCCCAUAGAAGUACUCUGCCCAGGCCUGUCAUGCAGCGAGCUAUCGAGGAGACCUCGACGGCAGUUGCCAUGUCAACAACCAAUGGAUGCACUCCUGCAGCCACAGGCAAACUCGAUCCUGAACACCUGCCGGAGAACAUGCCUCUCCCGCUCAGCCCGCCCGCGUCGUCCCCGACAACGGGCACUGCCCUCGACGCCACCGUUGCAGCGGUGCCCGGUGAGCUGGUGGCUGCUGUUGCGUCGGCCGCGUCCGAAAGCGAGCCCGCUGUCACGGCGACCUCUCCGCAACCUAGCUUGGCUACAGCUUCCGCCGCCGCCGCCAACGCCACCGCCGGGGUGGUGGAGCCUGAAGCAGCUGCCGAUCCCCAGCCCCAGGCACAACGGCCCAGAUUCCAGCACAAAACAAGCAACGGACCGAACAGUGCGGAUUCGGCCACUAGUUCGGUUUCCUUAAGCAGCAGCAGCGACAAGAGUGAUGACAACGCCGACAGCGGUAAUAGUCGCCCUUAUGUCUCGGAUCCGCCCAGUCCGCAAACCCCACCCCACGACACCAACGACAACGCCGGCGAAGCACCACGCCCCGAGAACCAGAGCGGCGGCAUGGAGCUUCCCAACGACGAGAACCAGAGCGGCGGCAUGGAGCUUCCCAACGACGAGAACCAGAGCGGCGGCAUGGAGCUUCCCGACGACGAGAACCAGAGCGGCGGCAUGGAGCUUCCCGACGACGAGAACCAGAGCGGCUGCAUGGAGCUUCCCGACGACGAGAACCAGAGCGGCUGCGUGGAGCUUCCCGACGACGAGAACCAGAGCGGCUGCGUGGAGCUUCCCGACGACGAGAACCAGAGCGGCUGCGUGGAGCUUCCCGACGACGAGAAGCAGAGCGGCGGCGUGGAGCUUCCCGACGACGAGAAGCAGAGCGGCGGCGUGGAGCUUCCCGACGACGAGAAGCAGAGCGGCGGCGUGGAGCUUCCCGACGACGAGAAGCAGAGCGGCGGCGUGGAGCUUCCCGACGACGAGAAGCAGAGCGGCGGCGUGGAGCUUCCCGACGGCGAGAAGCAGAGCGGCGGCGUGGAGCUUCCCGACGGCGAGAAGCAGAGCGGCGGCGUGGAGCUUCCCGACGACGAGAAGCAGAGCGGCGGCGUGGAGCUUCCCGACGACGAGAAGCAGAGCGGCGGCGUGGAGCUUCCCAACGACGAGAAGCAGAACGGCGGCGUGGAGCUCUCCAACGACGAGAAGCAGAACGGCGGCGUGGAGCUCUCCAACGACGAGAAGCAGAACGGCGGCGUGGAGCUCCCCAACGACGAGAACCAGAGCGGCGGCGUGGAGCUCGCCAACGACGAGAACCAGAGCGGCGGCGUGGAGCUCGCCAACGACGAGAACCAGAGCGGCGGCGUGCAGCUCGCCAACGACGAGAACCAGAGCGGCGGCGUGCAGCUCGCCAACGACGAGAACCAGAGCGGCGGCGUGCAGCUCGCCAACGACGAGAACCAGAGCGGCGGCGUGCAGCUCGCCAACGACGAGAACCAGAGCGGCGGCGUGCAGCUCGCCAACGACGAGAACCAGAGCGGCGGCGUGCAGCUCGCCAACGACGAGAACCAGAGCGGCGGCGUGCAGCUCGCCAACGACGAGAACCAGAGCGGCGGCGUGCAGCUCGCCAACGACGAGAACCAGAGCGGCGGCGUGCAGCUCGCCAACGACGAGAACCAGAGCGGCGGCGUGCAGCUCGCCAACGACGAGAACCAGAGCGGCGGCGUGCAGCUCGCCAACGACGAGAACCAGAGCGGCGGCGUGCAGCUCGCCAACGACGAGAACCAGAGCGGCGGCGUGCAGCUCGCCAACGACGAGAACCAGAGCGGCGGCGUGCAGCUCGCCAACGACGAGAACCAGAGCGGCGGCGUGCAGCUCGCCAACGACGAGAACCAGAGCGGCGGCGUGCAGCUCCCCAACGACGAGAACCAGAGCGGCGGCGUGGAGCUCCCCAACGACGAGAACCAGAGCGGCAGCGUGGAGCUCCCCAACAACGAGAACCAGAACGGCAGCAUGGAGCUCCCCAACGGCGAGGACCACACCGGCGGCAUGGACCUUACCAACGAUGGCAAGGCCGUGAUCCUCGAGAUUGGCCCCCAGGCUGCCUGGCCAGCCGCUCUGGAGGUGCAGUGUAACGGCACCACCGCCUAGGUAGGGGCGUAAUGACGUCGUCCAGAGCAGAUCGGAUACGCCACAGCCACUUGCAGAAUUGGCCUUAUGGUAAGAUGAUUUGCCAGUUAAAGUGCCAGCUUGUAUGGCAAUGGUGCAACUGAAUUUCAUCUAUAAACGAGAGGCUGUCGACAUGCUCAGCUUUCAGAAUUGGCCUCACUAGAACUUGCCAUGUGAUCUGGCCAUGUUCCUCAAAAGACACUUUUCCGAACCAAAUCAGACUAUGCGGACUGUUUUUUUGCGGACAACAGGACAAAUUUAACCAUCUGCUGCUUAGUUUUUUUAGACAGUUUCCUCCUCGCUUUCUGAAUUUGCUUUGAUUUGACUGAAAAAAUACACUAGGAUAUUUUAAAGGCUUCUCUCUACAGUUUCCUCCUCGCUUUCUGAAUUUGCUUUGAUUUGACUGAAAAAAUACACUAGGAUAUUUUAAAGGCUUCUCUCUUCCUCCUUUGCAGUAGCGUCUUUCCUCCUUGCUUGUUGCAUUGCCAUUUUAUUUUUAUGUUGAGUCAACUUUCUUUUUCCCGAUAGUUUUCAUCUCUGCUCGUUGCAUUCAUCCUUCUUCCUAACCCGACUAUUACAUCUUCUCUCACGAUCUCACGCCACUCCAAUUGUUUUUGAAUUUUGUGUGUAAAAGGACUAUUUGAAGACAAUUGUGGGCGUC
This is a messenger RNA of Sycon ciliatum, 7236 nucleotides long. RefSeq lists its product as uncharacterized. The transcript is spliced from 5 exons. Bases 459 to 6557 code for a protein of 2032 amino acids. Lineage: Eukaryota; Metazoa; Porifera; Calcarea; Leucosolenida; Sycettidae. The record is from RefSeq and is a predicted model, not a curated record.